This is a messenger RNA of Colletotrichum fioriniae, 1461 nucleotides long. Lineage: Eukaryota; Fungi; Ascomycota; Sordariomycetes; Glomerellales; Glomerellaceae. The record is from RefSeq and is a predicted model, not a curated record.
AUGCCGUCGCUGCCGCAUCGCCCAGUGCUGGCCCCCCGUGACGGCAUAUCCAGCUUUGUGUCUGUCCAAAGCUCGGAUUCCUAUUACAGCGAUCAUGAAAUCGCCAUUCUACACCGUGUCGUCACGGCAGCCCAGGAGAACCUCGAACUCCUUCCCGAGGGCGAGCGGCUGGCAACAAACGCCUUAUUCCAGGCUUAUGAUGCCGUGCUCCCACUCUUUGGCAUCGAUCCGGAGGAGGAAAAUCAUAUCUCGCGCCUCGUAUUCCGCGUUGGCGGUGAACGUGGCGAAGGGUCACUCCAGGAGAAACUUGACGCCGUCUUAUCAAGGAUGGGCAUCGGCCUCGAGUUCGGAAGUGAAGGUUCCAGGGUAUUAUCGAACAACGGCGACGACGGAGACGAAGACGGAGACGAAGACAGAGCCGGAGCCAAAUAUGAGGAGGCUGUUCCGCCACAGCCUACGCUUACGGACACGGACCGAGACUCUGACACGUCUGGAUACGAGUCCUCCAAAGAGGUUGAGCUUGCACUCCGAGAACCAAACGCGCCUCUGCCACCUUCGCAAGCGCAAGCGUCACAUCACUUGGACGACGCUGAAUCUCCCCCAAGGCUGACACGCGUUGGCUUGGUAUCGAAUCACUUGGAUCUAAAGCCUAUCAGCCAUAAUAAACUGCCAUCCCAAAGCUAUACUCCCUCGACGGCUGGAAACACAGAACAGAGUCGCCAAAGCCGGCAGUCGGUAUCUGGCACCAGUGUGCAACGUGGCGCCAGCGACACCACGGUUCAGCCCAUUGAGGCGUCUUAUAUCCAUCCUGCGAACGAGACCGAGGCGGUCGCUCUACCAAUACGGACAAAGCCCGUAAGAACGGUGAACUGGCUGCUUCCGCCUGAUACUGACAGCAUCAGCGCCGGCACCAGUGUCGGUACUACUGCCCCAGAAGCAGUUCGAAAUGGCACCAGUGUUCCUGAGAUCGCGGAAGACCAUUUUGUCCCUGAUAUUGAGACACGGAAUUGUCAUGAACUCCAGGAGAUUGCCGCUCGUCAAGCUGCCACGCAACAGCAAACUGGCGAAGAACCCUAUGGAGGCGCGAUCGAGGUUGAAGAAGCAGAGCCAGUGAUUGACGACGAAAUCAAUGGAGACCCUGACGACGAAGCAAGAUAUGCGGUACUGGAAUGGAAAUCAACCAAGGUGAAGGGGUACUUGUUGCUCCUACGAGGACUGUCACACUGGAAACAACACGCUCUUGACAAGCUCGAACGAAUGGCCGUAGCCAGGAGGCAUAUUUUGCGGAUGCGUCACUUCGACCCGUGGGAGCUGGUCACGGCCGAAACUAGGAUCCGUGGUCGUCGCGUGUUCACUUCCCGUCUUAUGGCCUCAUGGCUCAGGCGCGCUGGUGAUGACUUGGAUACAGAAGAUGCAGCAUUGGCCCAUACCCAACGGAACACUGGUCGACCUCCUGCCUGA